Syngnathus typhle (broad-nosed pipefish) is the source of this 4657-nucleotide messenger RNA. RefSeq names its product nuclear receptor binding SET domain protein 2 (gene nsd2). The coding region runs from base 176 to 3925 and encodes 1249 amino acids. Lineage: Eukaryota; Metazoa; Chordata; Actinopteri; Syngnathiformes; Syngnathidae. The transcript is spliced from 22 exons. Gene Ontology annotation, biological process: regulation of DNA-templated transcription. Gene Ontology annotation, molecular function: histone H3K36 methyltransferase activity; protein binding. Gene Ontology annotation, cellular component: nucleus; chromatin. The record is from RefSeq and is a predicted model, not a curated record.
AUCACGAGUGAGCAUUUUUCGCGCUGGUUGGCCUCACAGUUUGAGUUCCCCGCAAAAGCCUUUUCACUCCACUUGAAUGAAAUUCGUCGUUUGACGCCAUGGAAAAAUUCCUCCUUUCCGUCUAAGCGGCCGCCGGGACGUCCUGCCAGCGGAGUGUGUGAAAAAGACUUGUGGAAUGGACAGCAAAGGAAGUUCCUUGCCUUUGAUGGCCGAGCCGGCAAACCCCGUCAGUAUGAAGCAGUCGCCAGAGUCGCGCAGCGACCCUUCCCUGCUCAUGGACCGGGCCGCCGCGCAAACAGCCACCACCUUGCAGAUUGGCGUACUCCCAAAGAUGUCCGGCCACGCUCACGGCAACCACGGACAUGACCGACUCAAGGACCUCACGUCUCUGGUCCUAAACAGCGACCAGGACGCCAUCCCCAAGAUGUGCGCCACUGAGCCGCCCUCCCUCAAGGGCGCCGAAGCUCCUCCUUCCAACGGAACCCAUCAACACGCCCGUGCCCAUCACGGUGAGCCGGGGCUGAAGGCGAGCGUACCCCAAGUGGUCAAGGCGCCUCUCUUUGAGCCCUGCUUGGCCAGCGGGACCAGCUUGGCCGCCGCCGAGGGUGCUGCCUUGGCGCCCGAGGAAAGACAGGAAGUGAAGAAGCGGCGGCGGGGGAGACCUCAGAAACCAAAACCUCAACCCAACCUCAGUUCGUCCGCCAUAUCCAAAGAUGCUCUUGGUCCCGCUUCGGAGGCAGUGGAGGUGCCUGCAAUCGUCACUGAGUCGCCAGCAAACGCGACAGAAGCUCUGCCUUUGCCGAACAGCUUCUCUGUUGGCGACGUGGUGUGGACCAAGGUGUCAGGCUACCCCUGGUGGCCCUGUCUUGUGACCACCGACCCUGAACUCAACCACUACAUCAAACCCAAACCAAACGCUAAAGGCAGGUCAGGCUUUCUUUACCAUGUGCAGUAUUUUGGAGAUGCUCCUGAAAGGGGCUACAUUUUUGAGAAGAACAUGGUGCCUUUUGCUCGGGAGAGCCAGUUCCAGGAACUCGGCCUGCGCAGCAAGCAGCCGGUCUCGCGUGUCCUUCACAAAAAGACCCUUCAAUCGGUGCCCCGUAAAGUGCGCCCCCAGUGGAAGAUGGGCGUCAUCCAGGCCACCGAGGCGCUGGCCAUGUCGCCCGACCAGCGCUUGGCCAACUUCAUCUUUGCGUACGACGAGAACGGGCCUCACCUCAACGCCUGCAUCCUGGACAAGCUGAAGCCCGAACCCGGCGCCGAGGCAGAGGUCCGGCUCCUGAUGGGCGUGGCCGCUGCCUCCAAGCGUGGACAGCGGCUGAACGGAGGCCAUCUGACGAGAAAGAAGAAAGAUGCUCAACCCCCGGUGCCUCUCAAGAAGCCGCCAAGACUUCAACAACCUCUAAAGGUGGACGGGAGGCGGAAAACAUCCACAGGUCCUUCUGAGAAGAUGACGUCGGCAGAAAAUUCAGCUCCGGCUAAGAGGCGGCUGAAGCAAACCUCCAAAAGGACAACCACGGUCGACGCAGCCGUGGAGCAGCAGCCCAAAAAGAGGCAAAAAAAUGAGCAGGUCAACCGGAAGGCCAGUGCAAGGAGUUGGAAAGCUGACAAAGAAGGCAAAGAAACCAAGAAGGCACAAAAAGAGCAGCAAGUGCCUCUUGCAGAAGCCGAGAAACCAAAGCGCAAAAGGAAGCGGAAGCAAGAUGGCGAAAGCCUCGGCGAGCCCACAAAGUCCAAAAAGAGACGUUUAUCCCUUUGUCCUGAACCUGAGGGUUCCGGAAGCGAAGGUUGUCCCGCUUCUCCGAGCGACAGCCUAGACGGCAUGAAAAAGGGAGAACGCAAGAAAGAGUUUGUCUGCCAGGUGUGCGAGCGGGCCGGCGACGACCUGGUUCCCUGCGAAGGUCAGUGCUGCGGAAUGUUCCACCUCGGCUGUCUGGGCGAAAGCUUUCAGCCGGACGACAAGCCGCUGUGCCGGCCGUGCAGCACGGGGGUUCACCCGUGCUUCUCAUGCAAGCGGUCGGACGGGGAUGUGCGGCGCUGCCACGUGGCACACUGCGGCAAGUUCUACCACGAAGUGUGCGCCCGCCUCAGCCCACUCAGUGUCUUUGACAGCAAAGGUUUCCGCUGCCCACUGCACACUUGCCUCAGCUGCCACUAUGGCUGCCGCACGCAGCACAGGUCCACCAAAGGGCGGUUGAUGCGGUGCCUGCGCUGCCCGGUGGCCUACCACGUGGGCGACCUGUGCCUAGCGGCGGGCAGUGAGAUGAUCACCAACACCGCCAUCAUUUGCACCAACCAUUUCAACGCCAAGAAGGGAUAUAGGCACCACAGUCACGUCAACGUCAGCUGGUGCUUUGUCUGCUCCAAAGGAGGUCAGCUGCUGUGCUGCGAGUCGUGUCCCGCCGCCUUCCACCCCGACUGCCUGAACAUCGCCAUGCCCGACGGCAGCUGGUUCUGCAACGACUGCCGCACCGGCAAGAAGCCCAAAUACCGAGACAUCAUCUGGGUCAAACUGGGAACUUACCGUUGGUGGCCAGCGGAGAUUCACUCCCCGCGCAACGUCCCCACCAACAUCCAGCACCUUCGCCACCAAAUCGGAGAGUUCCCGGUCUUCUUCUUUGGCUCCAAGGACUACUUCUGGACUCACCAGGGCCGCGUGUUUCCCUACAUGGAAGGCGACCGAGGAAGCAAGUACCAGAAAACCGGCAUCGGGAAAGUCUUCAAGACGGCGCUGCUGGAGGCUGAAUCUCGGUUCAAGGAAAUGAAGAUGAAGCGAGAGGCCAAGGAAGCGCAGGAGAAAAAUCGAAAGCCGCCCCCGUACAAAUUCAUCAAGGUCAACAAGGCGGUCGGCAAGGUGCAGGUGUACGUGGCCGACGUGUCGGAGAUCCCCAAGUGCAACUGCAAGCCCUCAGUGGAACGUCCAUGCGGCUUUGAGUCGGAGUGCCUGAACCGCAUGCUGCAAUACGAGUGCCACCCGCAGGUGUGCCCCAGCGGCCAGCGCUGCUGCAACCAGGACUUCAGCAAGCGCCUCUACCCAGACACCAAGAUCAUUAAGACGCCUGGCAAGGGCUGGGGCCUGAUGGCGCUGCGUGACGUCAAGAAGGGCGAGUUCGUCAACGAGUACGUCGGAGAGCUGAUCGACGAGGACGAAUGUCGGGCCAGGAUCAAACACGCUCACGAGAACAACAUCACCGACUUCUACAUGCUCACCAUCGACAAGGACAGAAUCAUCGACGCCGGUCCCAAGGGCAACUUCUCCCGCUUCAUGAACCACAGCUGCCAGCCCAACUGUGAGACGCAGAAAUGGACUGUCAACGGGGACACGCGUGUGGGACUGUUUGCCAUCUGCGACAUCCCGGCGGGCACUGAGCUGACGUUCAACUACAAUUUGGACUGUCUGGGCAACGAAAAGACGGCGUGCCGCUGCGGCGCCCCCAACUGCAGUGGCUUCCUGGGAGAUCGCCCCAAGAACUCCAGCGGUCAGGUGGCAGAUCCCAAAGCCAAAAGGCCCAAGCGCAAGUACCGGAAGCGGCGGACAGAGGGCAAGAAGUCGGACGACGAGUGUUUCCGCUGCGGCGACGGAGGCCAGCUGGUCAUCUGCGGCAAGAAGACCUGUACCAAAGCCUUCCACUUGUCCUGUCUCAACCUCUCCAAGAGGCCCUUUGGUCGCUGGGACUGCCCGUGGCACCACUGCGACGUCUGCGGCAAGAACUCCCAUGCCUUCUGCCAACUGUGUCCCAACUCCUUCUGCAAGGCCCACCAGGAGGGAGCAUUGCGUGCCUGGCCGCCCACGGGCCAGCUGUGCUGCCUGGAGCACGAUGAGCAGCAGGACGUCGCCCUCGCUGCUGUUCCGGCCAUCGCCCGUCCCAAUGGCCCAAGGAAAACCCCGGUCAAGAAUGCCAAGAGGAAAGCGGCCGAAGCUUAAAAAGUAGAAAGAAACCAAACACAAAAGGUUCAAUCUUGGUCAUCAGGGAACAAGUUCACCGAUUGCGCUUUUUCAGUUUUUUCCUUUUCUUGCACUGAGCUAUCCACUUCCUGGUCUGAUUUGUUUUUGCCAAACUGCAUGUUUUUAAGUUUGUAAGUCAAGGCUUUGAUACUUGAGUCCCCCCUUCUUUCUUUUUAAUAUAUAGAGAAUACAUAGUAAAUAUGUGCAUAUGACAGAAAUGAGACUACCUUGUACUGUACUUAGUCCAGUAGUGUCCUUCAUACUUUUUUUUGUGAUAAUGCCCAACAGAAGGUGGUAAUAAUGAUAGAUUGUGUUGGGGGAGUGGUGAGGCCGGGCUUCCAUGUGAAUCUGUGACAAACACUACUGAGUCGUUCGAGCGCUCCAAGCAUAUUUUGUACUCUUCAGUUGGAUCCUAACUUCUAGUUUUUAGUCUAUUAAUAAAAGGUGGCAAAAGUCAGCUCUCAAGGACUCACUGCUUGAAUGUACAUUGAGCUCUGGAAAGACUGUUGAACAUAUGUAGUGGAUUGUUGUGAGCACCAUUUAACUGGUUUAACUGGCUUUUAACUACUAUCCCUCCUAAACCACAAACUAAUAUGUACAUACUGUAUAAGUGCCCAUAGUAAUGCCUUCUAUUGUAAAUAUAUCAAGUUUUUUUCUCCUAUCAUUGUCAAUCUUUGUGUGCUACAGCUUAAUAAUAAAAAUACUAACAAA